AAUCAAGUGAAACCCCAAAUUAUUGAUUUCCAGAUUGGUGAAGGUUUCACUUUCAUAUUAAGAAGGUUACCUUUGAAUAUGGGAGGAUAAAGGACAAAUCAGAGCUAUCUUCCACCCCUCCUUCUCUGAGACGGCUGACACCUGUCUCGAGCUCCAUUGUAAAGGGGCAAAAGAUAUGGGGAAAGUCGGAAUUGGAGAAGGUCAAUCAACCUCUAGGCCACCACUCUUUGAUGGCACCAACUACUCUUAUUGGAAGGAAUAGAUGAGAAUCUAUAUUCAUUCCACCAACUUCCAAUUGUGGUUGGUGAUCAAAAAUGGCGAAGAAAUCCCUAUGAAGAAAGUGGGAGAAACCACGGUCCCAAAGACCGAAAACGAAUAUGAUGCCGAGGACAUCAAGAAGAUUGAAAACUAUGCAAAGGCCAUCAACAUGCUAUAUUGCGCGGUCAACCCCGAUGACUACCGAAAGAUCUCCUGUUGCACAACCGCCAAGGAGAUGUGGGACAAGCUUGAAGUGACGUACGAAGGUACCGAUCAAGUGCGUGAAGCCAAGAUCGAUUUUCUCACCCAAGAGUACGAAAUGUUCCGAAUGAAAGAAGGUGAGAAAAUCGAUGACAUGUUCGACCGGUUCUCAAAGAUCAUCAACGAUCUUCAUGCCCUCAAAAAGACCUACACCAACAAGGAUCUUGUGAGGAAAAUCCUACGGAGUCUCACACCCGAAUGGAGGUCAAAAGCCGAUGCAAUCUACAAAUCCAUCGGAGUCUCCAACGUCACCAUCGACGGGCUAAGAGGUAAUCUUAAAACCUAUGAAUCUACUAUUCUAACCCCGUCUUUGGAUGAACAAAAGAAAAAGGGGAUAGCUCUCAAAGCCACCAAGGAGCCGGUGGAAGAGGCUUCAAGCGAUGACGACAAUGAAUUUGGGCUCGUCAUCAAGAAGUUCCACAAGUUCAUGAAGAAUGAAUUUGAGCGGAAGGGAAGGAAGCACGACGGUCCUCCCAAGUGCUACGGCUGUGGCGAGAUUGGCCACAUCAAGCCAAGGUGUCCAAAGGCCAAACACGACAAGGACAAGCCUGGCUUCAAGAAGCAAAGGGCCUACAUCUCUUGGGGUGGCGAUUCCGGCGACGAAUCAACCGACCAAGAGGAGGACGAAGCUGCAAAUCUUUGCCUCAUGGCACACGAAGAUCAAAGCGACGACGUCCAAGAGGUAUAUAAUACUCGCUUGGCGAGAAAGGCUAUUUGUGAUGAUCUUGCAGAUUCAUUAGAGAGAGUACACCUUGAAGACGAUGAAGAAGACACGCCAUUAUACACCAACCCGCAACCACAACCUGAGGAAACACCUCAAGUGAUGGUCGAAAAUGAGGACCAAGCGGACGGAGAAGAACAAGAGGAAGCCCAGGAACAAGAGGAAACCGAGCUUCCCAUCGCACUGAGAAGGCACAGGAACCAUCCACUUGACCAGGUAAUCGGUAGCAUCAACCGCGGGGUAAGUACUCACAAGAGUAGGGCAGGCACUUCCGGAAAAUCCAAGUCCAAAUCCCGGGCUCCAUCCACGACCUCCGAGGAACGCCUCUACUACGGCGAUGGGUCGUACCUCUGGUUCGAUUCCGAGGAGGAGCGCACCCGAUUUCUCACCUUUUUCUCCAAACGGGUUGUGGCUCCCCCACGAAUCAUCCCGGAGCGCUACCUGGAGUUGCAGGGCUACGACGACCUCGACGCACAGCUUCAUCAAGCCGGCCUUUGGCCGUUCGUCUCCCAGGCGCGCAAGGAGAUUAACCCGGCGCUGAUCCAGGCCUUCUACUCCAACCUCCGGCGUGAGGACGACGUGCUCUACUCGCUCGUCAAGAGCACGCCUAUCGAGCUCACCGUGGAGCAGCUUGGGCGCAUCGCCGGCCUCCCCUUCCAAGGCGACGAUGUGUCUCACUAUGGUGGAGAGGAUUGGGUGCUCAACAACGAGGGCCUAAUUCUCAACGAGCUUGGCAUCACCGAGCUCAAACGCCAUGCCUCGGGCCGCCCAACCAUCACUCCGCCAACCCCGAAGGCCGCCUCGUCCUCUACAUCGUCACCCAGAUCAUCAAACCCCGGAAGCACGGCCACACCAUCAUGCACGCACGACCACCUCCUCCCGUACCCGUUUUUGGUGAUGGACAUCCUUGAACGGUUCAAGGUAACCACCACUGUUGGCCCGCUCUCGAAGGCCACGAAGAUUUGGACAAUCAACAACCAAACCUUCCUCAAGCGGUCGGACAACGCCGCGCCUGCCACUGCCGCGCCACGCCGCACUGCCACUGUCGCGCCACGCCGCACUGCCACUGCCGUUGGCCAAGCCGAACCCCAGGCCCGGGCCAACCUUGCCUCCAUCGCUGACUCCCUCAACCCGCUACACAUCAAAGUUGACGGGAUGGGAGGCUACCUUGAGCGGCUCGAUGUAGCUGUUCAAUGCCAAGGGUACGCCAUGAACGCGUACUUCCAAGGCAUCAACUACGUCCCCCCACCGUUCCACAGCACGUUCCUUAGGCAAGUGUACGGUGACGAAGACGAAGCCGACGACUCCUACGCCCCGUCAAGCUCCCCGGAUGAAGACGAGUUCGACGAUGCCAUCGAUGGGGAUGAGAUGGACGUCGACGACGAGGAGGAGGAAACCGAAGACGAAGACUAGGACUCCCCUAGAAUUUCUAUCUCUUUUACCUUAAUUAUCUUGUUUCUUUUAAUGCUUCCGUUGUACUCCACUAUUUCCUUUAAUAAAUAAAAUCAUCUUUUUGUUAAUGUCAAAAGGGGGAAGAAAAGGGCUAUGCAUAU
This is a messenger RNA of Cuscuta campestris, 2793 nucleotides long. Lineage: Eukaryota; Viridiplantae; Streptophyta; Magnoliopsida; Solanales; Convolvulaceae. The record is from the annotation of a GenBank genome assembly.